This is a messenger RNA of Peromyscus maniculatus bairdii (prairie deer mouse), 2473 nucleotides long. RefSeq names its product double C2-like domain-containing protein gamma. Lineage: Eukaryota; Metazoa; Chordata; Mammalia; Rodentia; Cricetidae. Gene Ontology annotation, cellular component: membrane; synapse. Gene Ontology annotation, biological process: spontaneous neurotransmitter secretion; regulation of calcium ion-dependent exocytosis; exocytosis. The record is from RefSeq and is a predicted model, not a curated record.
AUGAAAGACUCUGUUUCAAAAGAAAAAAAAAAGAGAGAGAGAGAGAGCGAGCUGCUGAAAUAGCUGGGUGGGUAAGGGCACCUGCCCCAAGGCCUGACAACCAGUAUUUGAUCUUUGGGACCCACACGGCGGAAGGAGAGAACCAACCCCUGCAAGUUAUCUUCUGACCACUCCCUGCACGCUCACAUCUGUGCAUGUGUAUACACACACAAAAUAAAUAUUAAGUGAGAGAAGCGGAGUGUGGGGCACAGCCCUGUAAUGCCUGCACGCUGGAGGAGAGCUGGGGGUGGGGAAUUCAAGGCCCCUUGUACUUGUGUUACAUAGUGAGACUUUGUCUCAGAAACCAAUAGGCUGCUGGGUAGCAGAAGGGGAAGGGGUUGCUGGGGAGCUACUGUCAGUGAGAUCCCCUGGCAGGAACACCUCAAAAAAGUGACCAAUGGCCAGGGCAAAGGCCAGCCUAGGUAGAGGGUGCUGCCUGGAAGGUGGAAGGGAAGAGCCAUAUGGAGAUGGAGAGAUAGGCCAGUUCCACCACACAGAGGGCCACCAUAAGGCCAAGCGGACAGACUUGGGAGACAAAGGGACAUGACUGCUUUGAUUGUAUCCCAGCCAGGGGACAGGGCCAGAGUGGCACGAUUUCCAGCUGGUUUCCUCAAGGGAACUAGAAUGCAGGGCCUUCCCAGCUGCUGUACCCACUUCUCCCACAGAUGCCUCCCCAUCCCUGCACACAUCCACAGCCCCCUCUCCUCACCUCCGUCUCCCCACAUUCCUGCCCUUCUCACCUAUGUCCUCUCCCGCCUACCCCCAACACACCCUCUUUGUCACCUCUAGCCCUGUGGCCUCCUUACCCAACAGAGGACCACAUGAUGCUGGUAAAAAUAGCUCUGUUUGACAGAGUGUGGAUGGAGGGAGGGGCAGAGGCAGGAGACAAGGCUGGGCCCCCAGUGCUAGGGAAGGGCCCUUGGGUGGUGUGGGCUCCUGACCCCUCCCUGCUCAGUCACACAUUUGCUCAGGUCACUUUAGUCUCGGGUUCUGUCACCCUAAGCAUGCACCCAGGACCAGCAGCAGCACAGCGGUAUGACAGCUGUCUCAGGUGUGUGCCCGGUGUCUCCAGUAGGUGGGAGUCUCUCUGAGUCUCUAUGUCUGAGCCACCAUGGCAUGUGCAGGGCGAGCCGGUGGGCGGCAACGGGUGAGCAUGCAGGAACACAUGGCCAUCGACGUGAGCCCCGGGCCCAUCCAGCCCAUCCACCUCAUUUCUGACUACUUCCCACACUUCUACCCCUUCCUGGAGCCGGUGCUGCGCGCACCAGACCGGCAGGCUGUGCUGGCCCCGGCCAUCCACCCUGCACCCCAGCUGCAGCCCAGCCCAGAGCCAGAAGGAGACUCAGAUGACAGCACUGCCCUGGGUACCCUGGAGUUCACACUUCUCUUUGACGCGGACAACAGCACCCUACACUGCACAGCUCACCGAGCCAAGGGCCUCAAACCGCCAGCCUCGGGCUCUGUGGACACCUAUGUCAAAGCCAACUUGCUGCCAGGGGCCAGCAAGGUGAGGGCCAGUCAGCUCCGGACUCGCACUGUUCGAGGCACGAGGGGACCUGUCUGGGAGGAGACGCUCACCUAUCAUGGCUUCACUCGCCAGGAUGCUGGACGGAAGACCCUGAGGUUAUGCGUAUGUGAAGAUUCACGGCUGCGGCGCCGGCGGCGAGCACCCCCUUUAGGGGAGCUACGAGUGCCCCUGAGGAAGCUGGUGCCAAACCGAGCCAGGAGCUUUGAUAUCUGCCUGGAGAAGCGGAGGCUGACCAAGAGGCCCAAGAGCCUGGACACAGCCCGCGGCAUGUCUCUGUACGAGGAGGAGGAGAUGGAGGCAGAGGUGUCUGGGGAGGACCGUGGGCGCAUCCUACUGUCCCUGUGCUACAGCUCCCAGCGCGGCGGCCUGCUGGUGGGUGUGCUGCGCUGCGCCCACCUGGCCCCCAUGGAUGCCAAUGGCUACUCGGACCCCUUUGUCCGCCUUUUCCUGCAUCCAAGUUCUGGGAAGAAAUCCAAAUAUAAGACCAGUGUUCGGAGAAAGACCCUGAACCCCGAGUUCAAUGAGGAAUUCUUUUAUGCAGGUCACCGGGAGGAGUUGGCCCAGAAAGCACUGCUGGUGUCUGUGUGGGACUAUGACCUGGGCACUGCUGAUGACUUCAUCGGUGGGGUGCAGCUGAGUAGCAGAGCCAGUGGGGAACGCCUUCGCCACUGGCGCGAGUGCCUGGGCCGCAGUGACCGCCGGCUGGAACUGUGGCACCUGCUGGACAGUGUGCCCCCCCAACUUGGCGACUAGCCAGCACAGGGCCUGCUCGCAGCCUGUUCAGGGGCCGAGACAUCUGCUGCAGCUGCAGAGUGUAGGUUGGCCCCUACCUACUGUGCCCACUCCUGUCUCCUUUCAGUCACCCCACCCCCAAACACAACGCAAAAUAAACAUCUGCUUCUGCCA